AUGGCUAACCCUCAGUUGUGCCUUAGGUGGGAAGGUGGUGGGGAGUGGUGGCUGGACGGGCCAAUGGGUUCCGUUCAGUUCACUUCUGAGGCUGCUGUGGAUGUCUUUGUUGAAACAAUGACUGCUGGCCCCGAUGCACUGAUGGGUUAUGUUUUGUCCGGUGACGUAUUCCCAGGCAUUGAAGCGGGCAAUACGGUUGCCGCGGACUAUUUUUUCGCAAACUGGUUGGAGGCCACAAAUGAGCUUUACCAGUAUGGACGCGCGGGGUCGUUUCUCGCCGAGGAUGUGGGUGCAGAUAGCAUCCUAAGCUGUCUCGUCGAAGCCGGAGAGUGGCUUCUUGCCUUGGGUAUCAAUAAGAGUGUUGUCUCUGGCAUCAAGGCUACUGCCGAGCCGACUCUCACGCAUGAGGUCAAGAGGCCGAUGAAGGAUACGCUGAAGGCAUUGGUUAAUAACCCAGAGGUUUUCGCAAAGGCUACCGAACGAACCAAGCAGCUCAGAGCCGACAGAAAGAAUACGGAUUCUUCUAAAGCUGCAGUACAGCUCACUGGCCCUUCGAGUCCGGAUUACAGUAUCACCUGGUGGAAUCAAACAGGCGGUGAUCUUCUGACUUUGUAUUUGUCUGGUAUCUGGCCCGCAAGCCUUAUGACCAUUCACUCCAUGCCAGCUAAGGAGUUUAAAGUUGCCGACCAAUCUCUAUCAUGGUCUUGGGCAUUGGGAGGCUUCGACCAUGGCCCUAUGGAUGGCUAUGGUGUUUGGAAGUUUCCAGAUGGGAAAUGGUUUGGUGUUAAUGUUCACUGCCCUACACAGUUCAUAUGGAUCGGUACGGCACCUUACUAUGAGCUUACCUAG
Messenger RNA from Fusarium subglutinans, 849 nucleotides. RefSeq lists its product as uncharacterized. NCBI's taxonomy places the organism in Eukaryota, Fungi, Ascomycota, Sordariomycetes, Hypocreales, Nectriaceae. The transcript is spliced from 4 exons. The record is from RefSeq and is a predicted model, not a curated record. Bases 1 to 849 code for a protein of 282 amino acids.